This is a messenger RNA of Plasmodium gonderi, 456 nucleotides long. Its product is annotated as LSM domain containing protein. The coding region runs from base 1 to 456 and encodes 151 amino acids. The record is from RefSeq and is a predicted model, not a curated record. The transcript has 3 exons. Gene Ontology annotation, molecular function: RNA cap binding. Lineage: Eukaryota; Apicomplexa; Aconoidasida; Haemosporida; Plasmodiidae. Gene Ontology annotation, biological process: deadenylation-dependent decapping of nuclear-transcribed mRNA. Gene Ontology annotation, cellular component: Lsm1-7-Pat1 complex; P-body.
AUGGAGCCUUCUUCCAUGCCUCUUUGGUUCAGCACAUUUGAGGAGGAUAUCGAUACAUACAUUUUUAUUUCUUCCAGGGAUAAUAAAUUGUACUUAGGUAUACUAAGAACAUACGACCAGCAUGGAAAUAUUUUUUUAACUCAUUGUGUAGAGAAAAUAAUAAUCCCAGAUAAAAACUACUUUUCUGAUGUGUACAUAGGAAACCUCAUAAUAAGGGGAGAUAACAUUGCCUACUUCGGUUCAGUUGAUGAAGAUAAGUACUCAAAAAUGUUUGAUUAUUCACAAAUACACAAAAAAGAAAAUGAAGAGGAUGAGAAAGCAGAAGUCUACUCAUCAAGUGACAUGGUGGUGACAGCUCCAUUAUCUGAGAAUGUCAUUUUGCGAUACAAACCCAUAAACCAAAUUUUGAAUUAUCUACCGGAGAAUAAUCAAGAGUCAACCAUUUUUGAGAAUUAA